AUGAAUAAUUUGACUAAAUCAAAAGCCCCUGAUACAAGAAAGAAGCCAUAUCAUUGUGAUGUCUGUGGUAAGUCAUUCGGUGAAGAAAGAGUCUUAACUAAACACAAAUGCAUUCAGAGAGGAGGGAAAUCACAUCACUGUGAUGUCUGUGGUAAAUCAUUCUCUCAAAAUAGUAAUUUAACUAGUCACAAACGUAUUCAUACUGGGGAAAAACCAUAUCACUGUGACAUUUGUGGUAAAUCAUUUACUGAGUCUGGUUACUUGAAAUCACACAAACGUGUUCAUACAGGAGAGAAACCAUAUCACUGUGAAAUUUGUGGUAGGUCAUUCUCUCAAAGGAGUACCUUGACUAAACAUACGUUCACACAUACAGGAGAGCAGCCAUUUCAUUGUGAUAUCUGUGGCAAAUCAUUCUCUAGAAAUAGUGAAUUGACUUGGCACAAACGCAUUCAUACUAGGGAAAAUCCAUACCAGUGUGAAAUCUGCUGUAAAUUAUUUUCCACAAAUAGCUCUUUAGCUCGUCACAGACGUAUUCAUACUGGGGAAAAGCCGUAUCAAUGUGAUAUCUGUGGUAAAUCAUUCUCUCAAGGUGGUGACGUGCUUAAACACAAACGUACUCAUACAGGUGAGAAGCCAUAUCAUUGUAAUAUCUGUGGUAGAUCAUUUUCUGGAAGUAGUGACUUGAUUAAACACAAACGUAUUCAUACAGGAGAGAAGCCGUAUCAUUGUAAUAUCUGUGGUAAAUCAUUUGCUGACAGUAGCACUUUAAAUUGUCACAAACGUAUUCAUACAGGAGAGAAGCCAUAUCAUUGUGAUAUCUGUGGUAAAUCAUUCUCCCAAAGUGGGGGCUUGUCUAAUCACAAACGUACCCAUACGGGGAAGAAGCCACAUGAUUGUGAUAUCCGGUGAAUCAUUCUUUAGCAAUAGUAACAAGCAUAUUCAUACUGGGGGAAAACCCAUAUCAGUGUGAUAUCUGUGGUAAACCAUUCUCGGCAAAUGGCCUUUUAA
Octopus sinensis (East Asian common octopus) is the source of this 1008-nucleotide messenger RNA. Its product is annotated as zinc finger protein 675-like. Bases 1 to 909 code for a protein of 302 amino acids. The transcript is spliced from 2 exons. Gene Ontology annotation, biological process: regulation of transcription by RNA polymerase II. NCBI's taxonomy places the organism in Eukaryota, Metazoa, Mollusca, Cephalopoda, Octopoda, Octopodidae. Gene Ontology annotation, cellular component: nucleus. Gene Ontology annotation, molecular function: DNA-binding transcription activator activity, RNA polymerase II-specific; RNA polymerase II cis-regulatory region sequence-specific DNA binding. The record is from RefSeq and is a predicted model, not a curated record.